Messenger RNA from Trichobilharzia szidati, 2674 nucleotides. The record is from the annotation of a GenBank genome assembly. NCBI's taxonomy places the organism in Eukaryota, Metazoa, Platyhelminthes, Trematoda, Strigeidida, Schistosomatidae.
AUUGCGUGGUUUGGUAUUUAAUUCAGCACGUAGUGGGAAUUUCCCCAGCCUAAUUUCACCCCUCUCAGCCCAUAUCCAGCACUAACAACUAGCAUUAUUUCAUCUGACUGAAUUUCUGACGCAUUUUACUUAACUAUUCCUACUGUUGCUGAAUACAGACUUAAAAAUGUCUUCGGAUGAUGAUCUGUUCCGCAGUUAUUCUCCUAAGAAGACUGAUGUAUUUGACAACACAGGUGAUUUGUUCUCUGAGUCUUUCAUUGAACCAAUCCGAGUAAAAGGAAAACGGAAAGAAAAACAACAAGAUAUAGUCCCUGGUGUCAGUGAAUUUAUUCCAGACUUUUCAUCUUAUGAAAGGCAUCAAUUAAUUGUUGAAUCGGAUGUUAGCCAUCCUGCUGCUAGUCUUACAGAUCAAAUGUCAAAAAUUAAUCAAGAAAAUAUUACUCAACCUGAUCACAUUCCAAAUUCUGUUGUUGAGCCUAAGCAUCACAUGAUAGGUGGAAGUUCAACUGCUGCAUUCUGUAGUACCCCUGGUCCUACGAACAGUUUCGCAUCAAGUUCGCUUAAAGUUGAUGGUGCAGUAGCACCAAAAACAGUAUCAGGGGAUGUUCUACUAAACGCCCUUCAAGUGACACCGAUUCAUCCGGUGUUUGCAAAUCAAAAUAUAUCGCCAGCCUGUGAAAUGGAGAAGACUUUAUCACAGUUGGAUUAUCAUCUAAAGGAUACACCAUUACAACACAAUAAUAAUAAUGAUGGCCAUAAUAAUGCAACACAUUAUUCACCUUCAUUACGUAACCGUGAAGUGGCCGUUCAACUCACUCCAAUCGAUUUUUUCAAUCCUCUUCAUAUGUCACCGUAUAAUCCUUCAGAUGAACACAGACAAGACUGUCAACAACACCAACAACAACAACAUCAAUUUCAAUCCCCAGGAUUGAGUAAACCUGCUGGAGCUGGCAAAAAGUCGAGUUCAUACACAAAACGAUUAAGUCGACACUUUCGUCAUGAAAAUAUGAUAUUGAAUCGUUCAUAUUUGGAAUUACAUGGAGCUGGGGAUGCUAAAGGAGCCUUGUUAAAGAUUUGUGGACAAACCGACUACAAAACAUUUACUCAACUUUUGGUUCCUGCUCGGCGAAAAAAUUUGAAAAAAAUCGGUGAAGGGUGUUUUGGUGAAGUAUUCCGAUGUCCGGCUGAGAAUCGCCGAUCAAAACAUGUUGUCAUGAAGUUUAUACCAAUAGAAGGAGCUGUUAAAUUUAAUGGUGAACCACAGAAGACUUUCGACGAAGUACUUUCUGAAGUAAUUGUAUCUAAGGAAUUAACAGCUCUCGGUAUGGGCUUUACAAAUUGUACGUCUGGCUUUGUAGAAUUGAUAAGAGUUCACCUUCUGCAAGGGGCAUUCCCUUUGUAUUUGAGGAAAUCGUGGGAGGCAUACGAUAGAGUGAAAGGUUCUGAAAAUGACCAUCCAAAAAUCUUUCCCAAAGAUCAAUUAUGGGUGGUUUUAGAGUCUUCCUUUUGUGGUGUACCACUUGAAAAUAACAUUCCCCCCUGCCCUUGUGCCAGAGUCUCCCUUCUGCUGCAAGUUGGGUUUUCCCUAGCUGUAGCAGAACAAGAAUUAAAGUUCGAGCAUAGGGAUCUACAUUGGGGGAAUGUUUUGCUCGAUGAAAGUUGUAUGUCCCCUGCUGUAAAUAAAUCAACAAUGUCUUCUUCAUCGUCGACUUCAUUAUCUUCCUCCUCUUCUUCAUCCUCCCGCUCCGUCUCCUCAUUGUCUUCAUCUUCAAAAGAUUCUUGUUGUAAAUAUUGUUCUUAUUUGGACAAUAUGGAUGGAGUGGAACAAGAAGAAGGCGAAGAAGAAUCUGAUAAGGAAAAUAAGAGACAUGUCACUAAUGAAGAAGAACAAGAAGACGCUGAUGACAAAGAAAUGCACAACAAUAAUAAUAAUAAUAAUAAAUACGUACAAUUUCGUCUGAAUGAUCAGGCGAUCAGUGUUCCAAAAUGCGGUUGCACGGUAUACCUCAUAGACUUUACCAUGUCUCGUUUAGAACAAGAUGGUGAUUUAGUCUAUGUUGACUUAAGUAGUGACCCUACUUUGUUUCAGUCGCAAGGAGAUUAUCAAUUUGACAUAUAUCGUCAUAUGAAAUCACACACUCGAAAUAAUUGGAAGAAGUUUUCACCGAAAACCAAUGUAAUGUGGUUUCACUACCUAACAACAAAACUAUGCUGUGAUUUGCCCGAAUUAACCUCAUCAUCUUCUGCAUCCGCCUGCAUCAAACGUCGGCAUGCUAUUUGUUGUAAAAAGCUGAAAGACUUAGAGUUGAGCACACGGAAAUUCAAAUACAAAUCCGCAUUCGACUUGGUGACAACACACAAACUGUUUAGAAAUUGUCGGGAUUUUUUUAGUGAUAAGUAACUGCUCCAAACGUGGUUGUGAAUGUGUGCACGUUACCCUUUCACUUUGUGAAUUGUGCUGUUUUUCAUAUUUUUUCCUUCAGUCUUUCAUUGGCGUCUUCCUGUUUUUGUUUUCAGCGCCCUCAGAUUUUGUUUUUUUUGUACCUUAGUAAUACUUUUGUUAUUAUUAUUAUUUUUCUAUUGUUUUUAUUUUAUUGAUUGAGAUAGAAAUUAGGUGUAAUAUUUUCUAAAGAAAAUGCCCGUUAGUUGAUAAAGUUAUUCAGUUGAAAUAUAG